UUCUCCUAGUUGGUCUGCCAUGUCAGGAGCGGUACAGCUGUGACAGUCAGCAGCUCUUGUAGGAGAUACUGGUAGGAGGCAUUACAACUUGGCUAUUUCGAUGGACAUACAGUAGUAGGACACGCGUAUCAACAGGUGACAUGGAAUGGAAGAUUUUCUAACAAUGCACAAACGGGUAUUUUUCUUCCAGCUUUUGACUACUCAGGAACAAGCUUUGCUGUACAACAUGGGCCCAAGCAGGCAGACAACAAUGGUUGCUGGCUCCUUUAGUUGAUGGGAAUAUCCACAACGGCCGGCUUCUUCGGCUCUGGUGGCUUGAACUUGGGCACCGUCACGGCCAGGUAGGUCCGCGAUGAACUUGAAGGCCUCGGGAGUCUCUUUCACGUCGACGGCAGUUGACGCCAUGGCGUGGCUGUCCUUCACGAAUCUUGAAGUGGGAGCAUCGAAGAGUGUGCUGAACUCGUCUGGAAUAUGCGACAGCCGGAAGAGGGAGUUGAGCAGCGGAUCGUUCGAAAACGGUGUGAGCGCCAUUCCGUUGAAUGUUUCUGCACACGAGAGCGUACUAGUGAGUGAGAGAGCAGUGAGUGGGAGAUCGCAGUAAUUGAUCGUUGGUUAUGUGAUAAAGCACAGUCGAAGACAACCUUUAAACGAAUAAAGGCUACUAUGUUUGAGAAGGCGGUUCGCUGCCCAGCUACUUGUGUUUCGAGAACCAUGACUCUAGAGUUUCCUCGUGACAUCUAGACACUCGAAGCAGCGAGACUUGAUCCGGUCUAGAAGCCUCCUGUGAAAGCUGGACAGGAACCUUUAGAAGAGCCAUGCCAUGGCUCCGAUUGGCGAGCGCAAGAAACGCCUAGAAGGGCGGUGCCGUGGCUUCUGGAAUGCUGUGUCCGUGUGCUGACUCUUCAGUUUGGAGAUCUCUAGAAUAUGGUCUAUACGUAUACAGCAAACAAGUAUUUCCAACAUUAUACAUGGGAAC
Molecule: messenger RNA, 976 nt
Organism: Closterium sp. NIES-67
Lineage: Eukaryota; Viridiplantae; Streptophyta; Zygnematophyceae; Desmidiales; Closteriaceae
Source: the annotation of a GenBank genome assembly